This is a messenger RNA of Clupea harengus (Atlantic herring), 1636 nucleotides long. RefSeq names its product dihydrouridine synthase 4 like (gene dus4l). Gene Ontology annotation, molecular function: tRNA dihydrouridine synthase activity; flavin adenine dinucleotide binding. Gene Ontology annotation, biological process: tRNA processing. The record is from RefSeq and is a predicted model, not a curated record. NCBI's taxonomy places the organism in Eukaryota, Metazoa, Chordata, Actinopteri, Clupeiformes, Clupeidae.
ACGCCCAUUAAGUAAAGCGUGCCUCGGAAGUGUGUUUUGAAUUUGUCGCGGUUAGCCUAUGAUGUUAGGCCUAAUUUAGGGUUUUUUAACAAUGGGUGGUAAUUUUUAGUAGGAUAACCUUAGUUGUUAUUGGAAGUGUAUUGUGUUUGAGUUGAUUUAUUACGAUUGUUUGUCUUUACCUGACAAUCUAUGUCAUACAACUGCUUAACUAGGCAACUGACCUUAGCUAACAUGCUAACAGCAGAAAUAGCCAAUCUUUAAAGUUUAAGAGAACAGUUACCAAAUGGACCUUGAAUUCAAUUGUAAUUGACUUUUACGUACAUUAAACAAUCGUACAUAGCCUGGUAGCGUUGUGGCAAAAUGGACAGACACAUCAAUGUCAUGGAUAUGUUUGAGACUGGUAAAGUCUUGAAAGUGUGCGCACCUAUGGUCCGUUAUUCAAAGUUAGCUUUCAGAUGCCUGGUGAGGAAGUACGACUGUGAUGUAUGUUUCACUCCGAUGAUUGUGGCCGCAGAUUUCAUGCGCUCUGUUAAAGCCAGGGACAGUGAAUUUACCACAAAAAGGGCUGAUCAGCCUCUAAUCGUGCAGUUCGCUGCUAAAGACGCUCAGACGCUGGCAGAUGCCGCUUGUGUUGUUGCGCCUUUCUCUGAUGGAGUGGACGUGAAUUGUGGUUGUCCUCAGAGAUGGGCCAUGUCAGAAGGCUAUGGAGCCUGCUUGAUCAACAAACCAGACCUUGUUAAAGAUAUGGUGCGACAGGUCCGAAACCAAAUUGAAAAUCCCAACUAUACCAUGUCCAUUAAAAUCAGGAUCCACAAGGACAUGAGGAAGACAGUAGACCUAUGUCAGAAAGCAGAGUCGGCAGGAGUCUCCUGGAUCACAGUGCACGGACGUACAUCAGACGAGCGACACCAGCCUGUCCAUUAUGACGCUAUAAAGACUAUUAAGGACAGCCUGUCCAUCCCCGUCAUUGCCAAUGGAGACAUCAAGACUCUCCGGGAUGUGGAGUCAAUUCAGAACCUAACUGGAGUUGAUGGAGUGAUGGCUGCCCGGGGGCUGCUGGCCAAUCCUGCUAUGUUUGCAGGCUAUGAAGAGACCCCACUGGAGUGCAUCUGGGACUGGGUGGACAUUGCCCUUGAGCAUGGGACUCCAUUUACCUGCUUUCACCACCACCUUAUCUACAUGCUGGAGCGGAUUAGCUCUCAGCCUGAAAGGAGGGUGUUCAACAGCCUCUCAAGUACCUCAGCAGUAAUUGACUACCUCGAUAAUACUUAUGGCUCAGUAUGAACUUGGAAGAGGUGGCUUUUAAGAGACUUUAUUUUCACUUUGCGUUUUUUCAUUUUGAAUUAUUGUUUUAAAAUCUAGAAUAUUAUUAAAUUUGAUAUAUGCAAAUGAUUGUGCUGUCUACUUUUGCCAAAUGCUCAUAGAUAUUAUACUUAUUAGAGAAUACCUCAAAGUGUAUAGUGCUUGCUCACUUGAUAAUAAACACAUGUGCAAUUAUAAGUUAAAGGUGCAACUUAGAGACAGCAUGCAACAUUUUGCCACUUAUUGAAGGAUGUUUUGUAUAGGCAACUAAUACAGUUAUCAUCUUCAAAUUAAUUGUCAUGAUAUAUGGUCAUAUAAAGGACAGGCAAACAGA